GGGCGGCGCGGCGCGAUGACGCCGGCGCGCGGCGGCCGCUUCCGGGGGCGAGGGCGGCGGGCCGGGGCCGGGAGCGGGGCCGCGGCCGCCAUGGGGGCCGCCCGCGACGCGGAGCAGCAGCCGGGCCCGCCAGGCGAGGAGGGCCCGGGCGGCGCCGAGGAGCAGCUGGUCAGCACGAGCCCCUGGAACAUCAUGAUCAAGCACCGGCAGGUGCAGCGGCGCGGCCGCCGCUCCCAGAUGACCACCAGCUUCACAGACCCGGUCGUGUCCAUGGAGCUGCUGCGAGCUGUUCUGCAGCCCAGCAUCAACGAGGAAAUCCGGGGCGUCUUCAACAAGUACAUGAAGUUUUUCCAGAAAGCAGCAAUCAAUGUGCGUGAUAACGUCGGGGAGGAGGUGGACCCAGAGCAGCUCAUCCAGGAGACGUGUCGGAGCUGCCUGGAGCAGGCCAAGCUGCUUUUCUCUGAUGGCAAAAAGGUGAUCCCCAGGUUGCCCCAUGAGCAGGCAGUCCCGAAGCGUGCCCGACAGAUGGAUGAGGAGUUGAAUCGGCGAGGAAGCCCUGUUCCCAAAAAGAGAAAGGGACGGCCUCCAGGACAGAGCCUGGCAAACGAUCGUGGGGUCUCGGGCAUGGCUGCGUGGAAGCUCAAAGUCUCUGAGCCCGUGAGAAGGGAUGGACCAAAGUGGGAUCCAUCCCGACUGACUGAAACCACAACCUUUGUGCUGGGAUCUCGAGCAAACAAAGCUCUCGGGAUGGGAGGAACAAGAGGGCGACUCUACAUCAAACAUCCCCACCUCUUUAAGUACGCAGCUGAUCCGCAAGAUAAGCACUGGCUGGCAGAGCAGCAGCACAUGAGGGCCACUGGGGGCAAGAUGGCAUAUCUCCUCAUCGAAGAGGAUAUUCGGGAUCUGGCUGCCAGUGAUGACUACAGGGACUCCGUUGACCUGAAGCUGGAGGAGCUGAAGCCAUUCAUCCCGCCGGCGUGGAUGACGGAGAAGAUGCAGAAGUACAUGGAGACGCUUCGCAACGGAGGGGACCUGCUGACGCUGCCUCUGGAGGGGCCCCCUGAGCCCUGAGGACUGCCCUGCCCAGUGGCCCCGCCGCUGCCCGGCGCCAACCCCGCGCCGGCCCUUGCAAUAAAGCUGCUUCGCACCCGCA
Molecule: messenger RNA, 1153 nt
Organism: Dromaius novaehollandiae (emu)
Lineage: Eukaryota; Metazoa; Chordata; Aves; Casuariiformes; Dromaiidae
Gene: DNTTIP1
Product: deoxynucleotidyltransferase terminal interacting protein 1
Exons: 13
Coding region: 16-1071 (351 amino acids)
Cellular component (GO): nucleus
Molecular function (GO): nucleosome binding; DNA binding
Source: RefSeq, a predicted model, not a curated record